Molecule: messenger RNA, 1897 nt
Organism: Scleropages formosus (Asian bonytongue)
Lineage: Eukaryota; Metazoa; Chordata; Actinopteri; Osteoglossiformes; Osteoglossidae
Product: very long-chain acyl-CoA synthetase-like
Exons: 10
Coding region: 12-1886 (624 amino acids)
Biological process (GO): long-chain fatty acid metabolic process; long-chain fatty acid import into cell
Cellular component (GO): plasma membrane; endoplasmic reticulum membrane
Molecular function (GO): long-chain fatty acid transmembrane transporter activity; long-chain fatty acid-CoA ligase activity
Source: RefSeq, a predicted model, not a curated record
UGGUCGUCAGCAUGAUGUACGCGCUGCUCACCCUUGCGCUCGGACUCGUAGUCGUAGCGCUAGCGAUGCGCUUCUUCUUGCUCUCCUGGUUCCCCUACUUGCACUACGACUUAAUAAACUUUUUGCGGAUUUUUCGCUUUCACUGGCUUUUCUCGGCGUACGCGAAAAAGAAGCCCUUCUAUACUAUUUUGGACCGCUUUCUGGAGCAGGUGCAGCGCUCUCCUGAGAAGCCCUUUGUGCUGUUCGAGGACGAGCGGCACACGUACGCGGACGCGGACAGGCUCAGCAACAGGGUCGCCUGGAGUCUGCUGCGGCACGUGGGUGUGCGGGCGGGCGACACGGUGGCCCUGCUGCUGACAAACGAGCCCUUCUACGUGUGGAUGUUUCUGGGACUGGCCAAAGUGGGCUGCGCCGCCGCACUGCUGAACUCGAACCUUCGCUCGCAGUCCCUGCUGCACUGCUUCUCGUGCUCUGGGGCGCGCGUGCUCGUAGCAUCGGCAGCCCUGAAGAAUGCCGUGCAAGAGGUUCUGCCCACGCUGCGAGAGAAAAACGUGAUCGUCUUCGUCCUCGCCGAGGAGUGUGACACGGAAGGCAUGGAGAGCCUUCUGGAUAAAGUGCACACCGCCUCGGAGGAGCCGGUCUCCACCUCUUACAGGUCCCACAUAACGAUUCAGAGCCCAGCAUUAUACAUUUAUACUUCUGGAACAACAGGUCUUCCCAAGGCUGCCUUGAUAAACCACAGCAAGAUCUGGAGGUACUCUGUUCUUCUGAGACUGGUUGGAGUGACCUCAGAUGACGUGAUCUACAUAUUUCUUCCUCUUUACCACGCUUCUGGGUUCUUCAUUGGACUAACUGGCAUUAUUGAAAGGGGUGGAACUUUACUUUUGAAGUCCAAAUUUUCAGCUUCUCAGUUUUGGGAUGAUUGCAGAAAAUAUAAUGUCACUGUGAUCCAAUAUAUUGGUGAAAUAAUACGUUAUCUUUGCAACCAACCAAAGAAACCUAAUGACAGAGACCACAAGGUUAGGUUUGCCAUUGGCAACGGUAUACGUGAAGAUACUUGGUCUGAGUUUCUGCAGAGGCAUGGUAACAUAUGGAUCACUGAAUGCUAUGGUGGUACUGAGAACAACGUUGGCUUCAUAAACUAUACUGGAAAAAUCGGUGCAUCUGGGCGGGUCUCCUUUAUUCAUAAGCUGUUUACUCUGCAUGCUGUAGUUAAGUAUGAUGCUGAAAAUUACGAACCACUGCGGGACUUCAGAGGAUUCUGUGUGAAAGUUCCAAGCGGAGAGACGGGGCUUUUAUUGUUAAGGAUAACAAAAGCAUUUUCAUUUGAGGGAUAUGCCGGAAACCUCCAGCAAACAGAGAAGAAGAAACUAAGGGAUGUUUUUAAAAAAGGUGACCUCUACUUCAACACUGGGGACCUUGUGAAGAUUGACAAGGAGGGAUUCAUCUAUUUUCAGGAUCGUAUUGGAGAUACUUUCAGAUGGAAGGGGGAGAAUGUGGCAACUACUGAAGUAACAGAUGUGAUGCUCAGGGUAAACUGCAUCAACGAGGCCAAUGUUUAUGGAGUCAAGGUGCCAGGGAAUGAUGGGAGAACAGGAAUGGCAGCCAUUGUCCUGAAGAAAGGUCAUGAAUUUGACAGUGUUGACACCUACAAGAUUGUAACAAGCUACCUCCCCAGCUACGCGAGACCUCGGUUUCUUAGAAUUCAGAACUCUUUUGCUGUUACUGAGACAUACAAACAGAUCAAGAUAAAAUUGGUAGAGGAAGGAUUUGACCCCAGUGUCAUCAGAGAUCUUUUGUACUUCCUGGAUAACAAUAAGAAGAACUACAGUCCACUGGGAGAAGAUAUUUACAAUUCCAUAAGGCAUGGCAUUAUCCGACUGUGAAGCAUACCUUU